Torulaspora globosa is the source of this 255-nucleotide messenger RNA. It is a transcript of the gene MIC10, whose product is annotated as Mic10p. Lineage: Eukaryota; Fungi; Ascomycota; Saccharomycetes; Saccharomycetales; Saccharomycetaceae. The transcript has a single exon. The record is from RefSeq and is a predicted model, not a curated record. Gene Ontology annotation, cellular component: MICOS complex; mitochondrion; mitochondrial inner membrane. The coding region runs from base 1 to 255 and encodes 84 amino acids.
AUGUCUGAAAAGCCGGAGUUACAGGUUACCACACCCAACAAGAGUAUCCUUAAUGAUAAGUGGGAUGUUGUCCUCUCGAACAUGUUGGUAAAGACAGGCCUCGGUUUUGGCGUCGGUGUAGUAGGCUCUGUGCUUUUCUUCAAACGCCGUGCUUUCCCUGUUUGGCUAGGUAUAGGCUUUGGUCUUGGCAGAGGCUAUGCUGAAGGAGAUGCCAUCUUCCGCUCCGCUGCCGGACUAAGGUCAGUCAAGGCCUAA